Dichotomopilus funicola is the source of this 1485-nucleotide messenger RNA. RefSeq lists its product as uncharacterized. The transcript is spliced from 5 exons. The record is from RefSeq and is a predicted model, not a curated record. NCBI's taxonomy places the organism in Eukaryota, Fungi, Ascomycota, Sordariomycetes, Sordariales, Chaetomiaceae. Bases 1 to 1485 code for a protein of 494 amino acids.
AUGUCACCCAUACUUCUCUCCGCAGCCCUCCUUCUCCAACGCUGGACCGUGGGGCCCUCACAACGCGGUACCGCAAACAUCAUUCUCACAUGUGCCGCCACAACCUUUCUUUGCUGUUGGGUCUCGGUGUACCCGAACAUCAUCGCCCCACGCGACAGCCGAUGGGCUGCCUUCCGAGACAAACUUGCUUUGGCCUGUCUCAACCUUCUUGGUCCUGAGUUCUUGAUCAUCCUAGCCGCGGGACAGAAGUCGUCCGCGAGGCAAUCGGGAUUCCAUAACGCUGGAUAUACAGAUUGGACCAUGACCCACGCGUUUUUCACCGACAUGGGCGGCUUCCGUCUCGAGGCCCCCGGGUUGAAAGAGUCGAUUCCUAUAGAUGGCGAGCAGCUAGUCUACCUAGUACAGCACAAGUUCCUCGAGUAUCCCAACGUCACCAAGGGGGAUAUCGAGGACCGCGAUAAAGCCGAUAUGAUGUCCCGACUACUCACCGUUGGUCAGGCAAUCUGGUUCAGUCUCAACCUGCUCGUACGCGGUAUCCAGGGCUUGACAGUAACCAGAAUCGAGCUCACCACGGCUUCAUUUGUCAUCAAUCUCAUCGGCACGGCGUGGUUUUGGAAAGACAAACCAUGUGGUAUCCAAACUUCCAUCAUUCUCAAGUCGCCAGAACACAUCGACUUCAUCAUGACCAACCGAGGCACCCGUCCGUUCCCGCCUUAUUAUCGCACCCAACUCGACUUCAUCAGCCGUCACGAAACAGAAUUCAACAUCUGGUGGCAGUUCUACAACACCAUGGCCCGGCGCAUCUUAGGCUUUUCCCCUCUAAUGCGACAUGUGCACAGCCAGCCGUGGGACAGGAUACCCGGCGAUUUGUUCCUCCCCAUGGAUCUCGACCUCCACCUCUGGGCCGUGCUUCUCAUCGCUAUUUUCACCUCCGUCCCAUUCAUGGCUUGGAACUCGGUGUUCCCUUCCUCUAUUGAACAAAUAUUGUGGCGCACUGCCAGUGUGUUCAUGAUCGUCUUCAACGUGUACGCGUUCGUCAGUUUAUCGCCGGCGAAGAUGGCCAUAAUGCCGAUAAAACGCCCCUUCGAGAAAAGUCUAUUGGAGAAAAAAUAUGACCAACUUGCGGCAAACAAGCGUUUCGCUCAAAGGCUUGACCCGGUCUUAAACCAGGUUUUUGAGCCUCAGGAAGUCAUAGUUGGGCAGGAAAAGCACCAGCAAGGCAUAAUAGUUGUGGAGGCGAGGCCCCAUCGCUCGUCACCCAAGGAGGUUAUGAAGACCGUCUACCGGAAGUUGUAUUAUUUCGCCGAAAACAAAGACCCACGGUUGGCGGUCAAUAGGUUAUGGGUCGCAUGCCUCGGGAUUCUCUGUUUAGCCUACGUGGUGGUUCGGGGGUACAUCUUUGCGGAAGACCUUGCUGGCCUCCGGUCGCUCCCUUCCAACGCAUAUGACAUGCCGGAUUGGCUGGCAAUCAUUCCCCAUCUUUAA